Messenger RNA from Patiria miniata (bat star), 854 nucleotides. Its product is annotated as transmembrane protein 79-like. NCBI's taxonomy places the organism in Eukaryota, Metazoa, Echinodermata, Asteroidea, Valvatida, Asterinidae. Gene Ontology annotation, biological process: regulated exocytosis. Gene Ontology annotation, cellular component: lysosomal membrane; trans-Golgi network membrane. The transcript is spliced from 2 exons. The coding region runs from base 262 to 825 and encodes 187 amino acids. The record is from RefSeq and is a predicted model, not a curated record.
CAUUGUACAAUCUCAGAGCUGCAUGUAAAAGUCACACUUCUUUUCAGUUCAAGCAUUGACCAUGGUGUAUUAUACUGCUCUCAUACAAUGCAAACUGAAUAAUUCCAGAACUGAAAAGCUUGCAGGUUUUUACUACUAGUGCACUGCAUUGUACUAUCAACAUUGUACAAUCUCCUGUAUAAAAACCUGUCUCUGGCUCUUUAUUUUCUAUACUUUCAACGAUAUCAGGAAUAAUCUCUUCAGUAUCACGACUGCUCCAUCAUGACGGAUACCAAAGCCAAUCUGCAAGCAAAAGUUCAACGUCGUAUCGUAGUAACCCUCAUAUUUGGCACAUCAAUUGCCUACAUAGCAUGGGUUUACUACCCCUUUGAUGCACCCAAGGAUCCAACCCUUGUCAAUCGCCUGGUCUUCACUCUGCGGUGGCUGGUGCUCUCAAUGCUACCAAUUAUUUUUGGAGUUAAACUCGUGGCAGAUGUACGCUUCCACAACAUGGAUACCGCUGGCGUCAUGACAACCACACAAUACGCUGAGCAGCUAGUGCGCCUCAAACAACGGGCUCUCCAGAACACUCUUGAACAAACAGCGCUGCACGUACCCAUAAUGCUCAUCUUCAGCACCUAUGUGGAUUCGAACCACCUCAAGCUGGUACCUAUAGUCAUCUGCAUGUUUAACCUUGGCAGGAUAAUAUUCUUCAUCGGGUACCUGGCUACUGGUGACCAAUUCAACCGCGCGUUCGGAUUCGUACUGACUUUCUUUUCAAAUGUCAUACCUGUGGUGUACUGUUUGUAUCGCUUGUUUGUCAGUGGGGCAAGCUAUGGAAUAUAGGGCAUAAACAAACUGUAUGCAUUUGAAGA